This is a messenger RNA of Yamadazyma jaroonii, 1560 nucleotides long. The record is from the annotation of a GenBank genome assembly. NCBI's taxonomy places the organism in Eukaryota, Fungi, Ascomycota, Pichiomycetes, Serinales, Debaryomycetaceae.
AUGAGUGAUCCAGAAAAGACCAUUACUUCAGUUCCUAGUAAGGAUAAACCUGAAGCUAUCACCAGUAUCAAAUCGAUUGAAGAUUUCAAUGAACAUCAAAUUCAGAUUAAUGGUAAGAUCAUUAAACUUGAUGGAGGUGAUGAAAUCAUGAAACUUGGUUUGGCUGAUGGAGAUAUCAUCGAAUUGACUCCAGAAGUUGAAAAAAAAUUGAAACGUAAGACUGAUAUGUAUCUUUUACCUAUUAUGGUAACAUUAUAUUGUCUUCAAUUCAUGGAUAAAUUAAGUAAUUCCUUCAGUUCUAUCUUAGGAUUAAGAACCGAUUUGAAUAUGACAGGUCAAAUUUAUUCCUGGACCGGGUCGGCGUUUUAUCUUGGAUAUCUUUUCGCCGAAUUCCCUAUCAGUUAUGUGUUACAAAAAUUACCAUUAGCAAAGACAUUGAGUGGAUUUGUUAUGGUUUGGGGAGUGAUUUUGGCAUUACAUUCAGUUGCUAAUGUUGGAGGUUUUAUGUUUUUAAGAGUUAUGUUGGGAGUUUUCGAAAGUUCUAUCACUCCAGGGUUCAGUAUGAUCACCAGACAAUGGUACCGUAAAGAUGAGACAUUUUUCAGAACUGCCAUUUGGUUCAGUGGGAAUGGUCUUGGUUAUAUCUUAGGAUCUUUCAUUGCUUAUGGGAUUGAUGUUCAUAAAGAUUCCAUGUCCAUAGCACCAUGGAAAUUAAUUUUCAUCAUUUCUGGGGUUUUAACCUUCGUUUUCGGGGUGGUAAUGUUCUUCCAUUUACCUAACUCUCCAGCUCAUGCUUGGUUUUUGACUGAUAUCGAGAAGAAAUUGAUUGUGGAAAGAAUUAGAGGUAAUCAACAAGGUUUUGGUAACCAUCACAUUAAGAAAGCUCAAAUUAUCGAAGCUUUAACUGAUUAUAGAAGUUGGAUUAUCUUUGCUUCCACAUUUGUGGGUAAUAUUCCUAAUGGAGGGAUCACUAACUUUGGUUCCAUCUUAAUGAAUGAAACUUUCGGUUAUACUGUUCAACAAUCAUUAUUAUUACAAACCAUUGGUGGAGCUGUUGAAUUUGUAGGACUUAUAGUGAUUGCUUCUUUCAGUAUGUAUUAUAAAUCGAGAUUUUUCUGGGCUACUGUAGGUCAAUGUCUUGCAGUAACAGGGAUGUUCAUGUUAUGUUUUGCUGGUGAUAAACAAGCUAGAUUUGCUGGGUAUUGUAUGCAAUUUUUGGCACCUUUAUCAUUCAUUGUAAUGUUAUCAACGGUUCAAACCAAUGUUUUGGGUUCAACUAAACAAUCCACAGUGUUUAUUAUGUUAUUAGUGGGAUAUUGUGUGGGUAAUUUAGCAGGAUCUCAAACUUUCUUAGCUAAGGAAGCUCCAACUUAUCACACAGCUCUUAAUUCCAUUGCUGCAUGUGCUGCCCUUUCAAUUGUACUUUUAGUGGCUUUAUGGGCAUCUUAUGCUUGGGAAAAUAAACAAAGAGAUAAGAGAGGUGAUAAAUUAGAGGUGGAAAACGUUGAAUUCUUGGAUUUGACCGAUAAACAAAAUUUAAAUUUUAGAUAUAGUUAUUAG